Messenger RNA from Lampris incognitus (smalleye Pacific opah), 1032 nucleotides. RefSeq names its product snRNA-activating protein complex subunit 1-like. The coding region runs from base 1 to 1032 and encodes 343 amino acids. Gene Ontology annotation, biological process: snRNA transcription by RNA polymerase II; snRNA transcription by RNA polymerase III. Lineage: Eukaryota; Metazoa; Chordata; Actinopteri; Lampriformes; Lampridae. Gene Ontology annotation, molecular function: sequence-specific DNA binding. The transcript has a single exon. The record is from RefSeq and is a predicted model, not a curated record. Gene Ontology annotation, cellular component: snRNA-activating protein complex.
AUGUCUCAGCUACUGCGUCUUCACAGCGACUUGGGACCUCUGACGGAGGACGUGGAGGAACUGUUGGCCCGUUUCCAACAGACGGACUCCGUGAGGUACGAGGUAUUUUUGGCCAUCUGGCGAGAAAUGCGCUUCUCCGACCUGUUCCUGGGUAUCCCCCGGAUGAGCGAACUAACGAGAUUUUGCCGGGUGGCCCUGGCCGCGGCCGUCAAGUAUUUCCUCCCUCCGUACAGUUACCAGAUCCGGGUCGGGGGCUUGUACCUCAUGUACGGGUUUUACCACACCCAACUUGCCGUGCCGCCGCUAAACAUACGGCUCUCUCUGGGAGACUGGGAACACGUCCAGCACUUACUCGGAGAAUCCGUCCACUGCGGACACUAUGAUACGGCGUACAUUUUAAAGAGACUCGUCGCCACCAAAGCCAUACAUUACACCGCCAUGCCACACCACCUCACCUUCCGCCAGUGUAGACAGACGACGACGGAACGCGUUUGUGCCAAGUUUCUCAGCCCCACCGUGAGGGUGCAGGAGCUCCUCUCCACGGAGCUGCUGGAGGAGGCCGCCAACGUCGAGAGCCUCUACGAAAACUUAAAGAAAAACGUGAUGGCCAAGAACGGCCUGGUCACGGUGACCCGGCCCGGCUUCUCCGACCGCCUGAAAGACUGCGCGAUAGACUUCGUUACAUGGCAACAGAACAACCUGGCGGCGAGGCGUGAUGCGUCCCCGGACCAACAGGGGGAGCCGGCGGGGACGGAGUGCGGCGGUAGGGCGCGGCUCCUGUCUGCCAUCAAAGACAAGUGCUACGCCAGCUACCAGGAGGUGUCCAAAUCCCGAAGGCACCGCAAAGUGGAAACUGCGGUGGAGAUUAAGGUGGAGGCUCCCGGCUCGGGAACGGAGCAGAUUCAGGAGAUCGUCGGCGGGAGAAGAAAGAGGCCAGUGUCACUCCGAGCCCGGACGCGGAACGCCCUGCGCGUGCCGGACAAGCUCGAGCCCAGUAAGAUUUGGGUCGUAAGCACCCCGGAAGGUGACUGA